Messenger RNA from Monoraphidium neglectum, 2352 nucleotides. RefSeq lists its product as hypothetical. The record is from RefSeq and is a predicted model, not a curated record. Lineage: Eukaryota; Viridiplantae; Chlorophyta; Chlorophyceae; Sphaeropleales; Selenastraceae. The coding region runs from base 1 to 2352 and encodes 783 amino acids. The transcript is spliced from 6 exons.
AUGCGUGAGGCGGACGCACGCAAGCCCCAGGCAGCGGAUAUCUUUUUGCGGUGCCGGGAGUGGGAGUUGGCGAACAAUGUCGGGGGGCUGGUGGAGCUGCUGGCGUCCCCCACAGCCAAAGACGCCCCGGCCACCAAGGCGCAGGCCGCCCUCUGGCUCUUGUCUUACGUCAACGCUGGCGAGGCGCGCCGAGACGAGGCCUUCAAGGCCGGCGCCGUCGACGCCUGCGCGCGCGCCGCCGCCGGCGCCGACGAGCCCGCGGCUGCCGCGGCGCUGUCGCUGCUCGCGGCGUUCGCGCGGGGGCCGCCGCAGCACAGGGAGGCGGUGGCGGGCGCGCGGCCGGCGCCGCUGGCGACGCUGCACGGCGCGCUGGCAGGCGGGGGCAGCAGCUGCGCGGCGGCCGCCGCGGAUCUUCUCCUGGCCCUCGCUGAGGCGCCUGAAACGCGGCCGCGCGUGCACCGCGCCGCGCUGUCAUGGGACCUGCAGCCCCUGCUGGCUGCCCUCGACAUAACCCAGAAGCUGCCCUUGAUGGGCGGCCGCGCGGCUGCGGCAAGCUCGGCCGCGGCGAUCGACCUGCUGGCCGCCGGCCCUGCGGCGCCCGCCAGCGGCGAGGCCGGCGGCGGCGGCGAGGCGAGCCCGGCGGACGCGGCGGCGGCGGAGGCGCUCCAGCGGGCGCUGGUGGCGGCGGGCGGGCUCGCCGCCUUGGUCCAGGUGACUCGGCACCGCGGCGCCAGCGGGCGCGCCAGGUCGUCUGCCCUCUCCGCGCUGCACCGCCUCGCCGCGUCCCUGGGCGCGGACCCCGCGUUCAAAGAGGCCCUCGUGUCAGCCGGCGCGCUGCCCGCGCUUGCCGACGCGCUGCGGUGCGAGGGGCUGCCGCUGGCGGCGCGCGCCCACGCGGCCGGCUGCCUGCACGCGUGGAUGGCGCCGCCGACCCCGCAGCAGCGGCAGGGCGGCGGCAGGCAGCUCGGGGCGACGACGGGCAAGCAGCCGCGCGCGAGCACGUCCGGCGGGGCCUCCCCCAAGCGGCCGCUGUCGGCGGCGGGCGCGGGCGCAGCCCCGUCCGCGGGCGGCGCAAUGGGCGGCCCCGACGGCGGCGGCGGGGGCUCGCGGCCGGAGAGCGGCGCGGGCGACCCCGGCAAGCCGGGGGUCGUCGCAGCCGGCGCGGGCGCGGGCCAGCAGGCUUCCGGGCCGCAGGCCGCGCGGCAGACGGCGGUGCGCGGCCUGCAGCCGAAUGGCGCAGACGCUGGGGACGCCGGCGGCGCGCUUGCGGCGAUCGAGCGCGCGGCUGCUGAGUGGGGAGACGAACCAAAGCGUGCGGUCUUGGAGCGGGCGCAAGCCGUGGCGCAGCUCAGCGCCAUCCCCGCGCUGCUGCGCAUGUGCACGGGCCCGGGCGGCCCGCCCCCGGGCAUGGAGCGCCUGCCGCCCUGGGGCGACCCCCCGGCUGCCGCUUGCGACGCCGGCUUCGGCGCCGCUCUUCGCCAGGACGGCGGCGCCGACGGCGCGCCCGCCGCGGCACUGGGGCUGGUGAGGGAGGGCAGCGAGGAGGGGGCUGAUGCAGAGGGCGGCAUUGACGAAAACGGCGCGGACGAGGCGCGCGGGUCGAGCGCGGGCCGGCAGCGGCCCGGCGGCCCCGCGUCCGCGGGCGCGCUGGGCGGGGGUGCGGGCCGGAAGGGCAGGGGCGGCAAGGCGGCGGGGCUGGAGGAGGGACAGGCGGAGGCGAUGCUUGCGGCGGUGGAGGUGCUGGGGCUGCUGGCCUUAGAUGACGGGCAGCAUGCAGCUCUGCUUGCCGCGGGCGCGCCGCGCGCCCUGGCGUACCUGUGCGGGCCGGGCGCGGGCGCCGCGCCGGCGGCGGCGCGGUGGGGGGCGCGGCAGGUGAUGCUCAUGCUCGCGGUGCCGCCGCCGGCCCAGCAGCAGCAGCAGCAGCAGCAGCAGCAGCAGCAGCAGCAGCAGCAGCAGCAGCAGCAGCAGCAGCAGCAGCAGCAGCAGCAGCAGCAGCAGCAGCAGCAGCAGCAGCGGUCAGCUCCUGGGUCUGUCUCUGGCAGCAGGCCGAGCCCACUGCCCACGGCAGGCUGGGGGGAGGAAGGCGUGCCGCCAUACCUGACUGGUGCCGGCGUGCCCCGCAGCCACUGGGACCGCGUCGCGCCCAUCACGCUUGAGCCGCUGCCGGCGCUGCCGGCGCUGCCGCGGACGAUGGCGCGGCGGCUGUCGGGGACGCACGGGGCGCUGCCCGCGGGCGGCGGGGCACCAAGGGCGUCUUGUGAGUCAUCAGACGGCGGCGGGCCCAAGGCGCCGCGCCAAGCGAGGGGCAGCAGCAUCACGAGCGCAUCGCUGCGACCGUCGGCCGUGGGCUGA